UACAACAACAGGAGGAAAAUGGAAACGAUAGCAGUUAGGGCGGCGGUGAAAGUGCUGGAAAAUCUGGUUACCUUUCUUGCAAAUGAAGCUCAAUCAAUGGCCGAUGUUCGCCUAAGAGUGAGUAGUUUGAAGGAUGAUUUGGAAUACAUGAAUUCAUUUCUGAAGAUUGCGGAAUCAAUAGAUGAAAAGGACGAUGGGCUGAAGAUAUGGGUGAAACAAGUCAGAGACCUGGCUUAUGAGACUGAAGACGUUGUGGAAGAAUUCUUGCUUUUUUUGACACCACCAUCUGAUCAUCACUUCCUAAGAACACAGCUCUUUCAUCUGCAAGGUCUGAACCAACGAAAACUCUUAUCUGAUAAGAUAAAACUCAUUGACUUGAAGAUGAAAGGAAUCAAAGAAAGAAGAGAGACCUUUUCCUUUUCUCUCCCGAGGACACGUGAUGAACUAGGAGGGCAUGACCUUAGACUUGAUGCUCUAUAUGUUGAGGAUACUGCUGUUGUGGGAAUUGAUAAUUCUAAAAGCCAAUUGAUUUCAAUGCUUAAUGUGGGAGAUAAGGAUCUACUUAUCGUCACUGUGGUAGGGAUGGGUGGCGUAGGAAAGACUACUCUUGUGAGGAAAGUCUAUUUGAGUCCCGCUAAGGGGCACUUUGAUUGUCAAGCUUGGGUUACUGUUUCUCAGUCAUUUACUCGCUUGAAACUUCUUCGAGCUUCCUUGAAGAGCUUCAUGGAUAAAACUAAAGAUGUAGGAAAUGAAGCGAUAGACACAAUGGAUGAGAUUCAAUUGAUCGAUGCAUUGAAGAAUUAUCUGCAUCAAAAGAGGUACAUUAUUGUGUUUGAUGAUAUUUGGAAGGUUGAGGCGUGGAAUCAUGUUAGAUAUGCAUUUCCGUGUUGCUCGCGUGGGAGUAGGAUCAUCUUCACUACACGUAACGGAGACAUAGCCUCAUCAACUGAAAUCACUAAUCGCAUGUUCAAUCUCAAUCCUUUGCUUGUCGAAGAGUCUUGGACCUUUUUUUGCAUGAAAGCUUUUCGAGGUGAUGAAUACAAUGGUGUUUGUCCCGAAGAGAUGCACGAUAUCUCGUGGAGCCUGAUGAAAAAGUGCGGAGGACUGCCUCUCGCAAUUGUAGCCCUUGGGGGUUUGCUGGCUAGAAAGGAGAAACAUGUUCUCGAAUGGCAGAAAGUUCUUGAAAGCCUAUCACCUGAUACGAGAAUCAUCUCCGAACUUGAGAGUCUGGAGAGGAUAUUAUUGCUGAGUUACAAUGACUUGCCAAAUCAUCUCAAAUGUUGCAUCUUGUACACAAGCAUGUUUCCAGAGGAUUAUCUCAUCAAGAGAUCGAGGCUCAUUCUCUUAUGGGUGUCUGAAGGAUUCACGGAAAACAGACCAGGAGGAUAUACCCGUGAAGAGGUUGCUGAGGGCUACCUAAAUGAAUUGGUAAACAGAAGUAUGAUUCAAAUCGUUUUAAAAAACAAUUUCAACCGGGUCAAGAUUUGUCAACUUCACGAUCUCUUGCGAGAUGUUCUUCAAAGGAAAUCUAGAGACGAGACAUUUUCCAUUGUGUUGAAAGAUGAAGAACUAUUACAAUCAAGUGAGAAGAUUCACCGUGUAGCAAUCUAUGGGACUUUGUAUCCCCAAACUCCCCAAGGAGGCAAGAUAUCACUAUUCACAGGCCUUCGAUCCUUACUUCUCUUUGAUGUUAAAUUGCUAAAGACAUAUUUAUAUGGUUGUCGAUCGUUGAGGGUGGUGGAGCUUGAAAGGGUACCUCUUGACUAUUUCCCUGAAGAGUUAACUGAAUUGAUUCACUUGAAACACUUGAGCUUCAGGGGGAAUGGGCGUAUAAAAGAUAUUCCAGACUCUAUAAGAAAGUUGAGGUGUCUAGAGAUACUUCAUCUCCAAUUUUGUUUUAUAAAAUAUCUGCCCCAGGGGAUCCUAGAUUUGAAGAAUCUUCGUCAACUACGUUAUCACAGUGAACUAUAUGGUAACAGGGUUAAAGUUCCCUCCGGGAUAGGAAAAUUGAGCAAGUUAGAGAAAUUGAUUGGGUUUGAAGUAGAUCGGAAUAAUGUGAAUGUGGUCCAAGAAAUUGGAAAGUUGACAAAUUUAAAGAGUCUAGGUGUUCUGAAAGUAACUGAACAAAUCUGGUCGACGCAUCUAUCCCCCGCGUUAGAGAAAUUGAAACGUCUGACUGCUUUACACCUUUCAUCACCAAUCAUUAAUGAUGUACGUCUUUCUCUAACUUUUAUCUCAUCUCCUCCACUACUUUUGCAGCGCCUUUGUCUCAGUGCCCAUAUACAAAGUUUGCCUAGUUGGAUCUUUUGCCUCCGUUAUCUUGGCAAAUUAGUUCUUGAGUAUUCUAAUCUCGAGAAUGAUCCACUAAGAGCACUUCAGGGAUUGGAAAACUUGGUAGUGCUUCAUCUCCUAAGAGAAUCUUAUUUGGGAGAGGAAUUAAGUUGUGAUAUUGAAGGAAGCUAUCCAAAACUUAAGGAGCUCCGCCUUAUACGGUUGAUGCCUUUAAAGAGGAUAGUGUUGACAAAAGGAGCUAUGCUUAGGCUAAGAGGGCUACAACUCCAAUACUGCUAUUCACUACAAGCGGUACCAACAGGGACAGAACAUCUCAGAGACUUGCAAUAUUUGUCUGUGUCGGGCAUGUCUGGGAUAUUCUUACGAAAUAUAGGACCACAUGGUCCAGAUUAUUGGAAAGUUGAGCAUAUUCCAAUAAUUAAAAAGGGUUAG
Messenger RNA from Impatiens glandulifera, 2724 nucleotides. RefSeq names its product disease resistance protein RPM1-like. Gene Ontology annotation, molecular function: ADP binding. The transcript has a single exon. The record is from RefSeq and is a predicted model, not a curated record. Gene Ontology annotation, biological process: defense response to other organism. NCBI's taxonomy places the organism in Eukaryota, Viridiplantae, Streptophyta, Magnoliopsida, Ericales, Balsaminaceae. Bases 19 to 2724 code for a protein of 901 amino acids.